AUGAAGCUGGGUAUGUGGUCAGUGGACACGGAGACCCUCCGUAGGGACGGGUUGGUCCUUUUCAGCAAGCUCAUCCGGACGAAAAACGUAGAGAAUUUACAGGAACAGACGCAACCAAGGCCGGAUGAUCGGAAAAUGAAACUGACGAAAUGCCUGACGACGUUGGACCUGACCUCCCUUGGUGUGGGAAGUUGCGUGGGGACGGGGAUGUACGUCGUGGCUGGAAUGGUGGCAAAAAAUGUGGCCGGACCAGGAGUCGUCAUUAGCUUUAUUAUAGCGGCGGUGGCCAGUAUAUUCUCAGGUGUAUGUUAUGCAGAAUUUGGUGUCAGAGUGCCUCACACGACAGGGUCAGCUUAUAUGUACUCCUACGUAACCGUGGGUGAAUUCGUAGCCUUUGUCAUAGGAUGGAAUAUGAUAUUAGAGUAUCUCAUAGGCACUAGCGCGUGCGCGUGCGCGCUCAGCGCCUGCUUCGAUGCCUUGGCGAACGGAGCGAUAUCCGGAGCCAUCCACGAGAGCGUCGGCAAAACGAUAGGAUGGGACCCCGACUUCCUGGCCUUCAUAAUAACUCUGCUGAUGAUGCUGCUGCUGGCGGCUGGCGUGAAAAAGUCUCUCAUUUUCAACAACGUAUUGAACGUCAUCAAUUUGGCUGUGUGGGUGUUCGUUAUGACUGCGGGCCUUUUCUACGUAAACACGGACAACUGGACCAAACACGAGGGAUUCUUACCCAAAGGCUGGCCGGGGGUUUUCACUGGUGCUGCGACGUGCUUCUAUGCCUUUAUUGGUUUCGAUAUCAUAGCCACGACCGGCGAAGAAGCAGCCACACCCAAAAAGUCUAUUCCCCUAGCCAUAGUGACGAGUUUAAUUAUUAUCCUCAUAGCGUACGUUACUAGUUCUAUGAUGUUAACAUUAAUUGUUCCGUAUAGCGACGUGGUUGCGGAUUCGGCGCUGGUGGAGAUGUUUGGGCAGGUGGGCGCUUAUAAUUGUAAAUACAUCGUGGCCGUUGGCGCGCUGGCGGGCCUGACGGUCAGCAUGUUCGGCUCGAUGUUCCCCAUGCCGAGGAUCAUCUACGCCAUGGCUCAAGAUGGACUAAUAUUUAGAGUAUUUUCGCAAGUAUGGCCAAGCACAGGAACCCCAGUACUGGCGACAUUUGUUAGCGGCUUAACAGCCGCGGUAGCUGUACUUUUCGUAGGCUUAGAACUUCUUGUACAAAUGAUGUCUAUAGGUACCUUGUUAGCUUAUACUCUGGUCUCAACCUGUGUCCUAAUCUUAAGAUAUCAGCCGUACUCGACCAAUCUGGUCGAGCUGCUGCCCCAAAGCCUACGGACUCCCCUUAGGGGAUCGCCGACUAAAGAAGAGCUUUCGAAGAAUCCGAACGGGCAAGCCUUCUACGGUAAUCAGCUGCACCCCGACCAGCUCAAGCAGGCGAUCGACGCCAACCUGGGCCCGCCGAUCCCGUCGCCGUCGCCGUCGCCGCUGCCUACCCAGACCACGCAGAGGGUCAUGGUACGGAGGGUAACGAGAAGUUCUCCUGACAGCGACGAUACCCUUGGAGGAGAUGAGCCGGAGGAGGACUUUUCUGGAAGAGAUGAUCAAUUUUUAGUUUCCGAUAGAACAGAAAAUAAAUUUUAUGGAACUCUUCAUGGUGGGGGUAGUGCAACCAGUACGGGAGGUGUAGUGGGAUCCACAGUUGGUCCCAGUUUAGGAUAUAUUGGGCGUAGAUUGCAAGCUGCCACGUAUCUAUGCCCGGCAAUUUUCCCCUGGGUAGACACUGGACCUGCAACGGAAGAGUCGGGAAUGUUCGUAAUGAAAAUGGUUGGGAAUUUAUAUAUCCUCAUCAUAAUCUUCGACCUAAUAAUCGUAUUCGGAAUGCAAAGUAUGAACACCACUCUUACGUGUUUCGUCCUCCUUCUUCUGUUCGGCAUCGUGGCGGUUUGUCUCGUCAUAUCGAGGAAACCUCAAAACAGAAACUCGCUUAUGUUUAUGACACCAGGGCUGCCCUUUAUUCCUGUUGUUGCCAUAACCGUCAACAUCUACCUUAUCCUCAAACUUUCGCCGUACACUUUUGUUAGAUUUACCAUUUGGAUGACUCUGGGAUUUAUAAUGUACUUUUACUACGGCAUCAAGCACAGUACGCUAGAGGAGGGCUCAGACGGCGACCAAAAUAUCGAAUUGACAGUAACGGACCACGAAAAGCCGAAAUUUAACAGCGCAUCGUCCUAUACCGAUCAAAGUAUUUUCAGUCAAAACCAGCCGACGUACGACUGGGAGCCUAACAAGACUUGGGAUCACUGUCCAUCAUGGGCCCAGCCACAAGCGCAAAACAACAUCAGCCAACCCGCAGCGCAGCAGUAUCAGGUCGAGCAGCGCUACAAUGUGGAAACGAACAACACGAAAUCCGUGAUCAACAAAUCAAAUCCAACCACGCAGACAACAAGUAGCACUUCGGGACUUUUCGUGAGCGAUCCCAUGGCUUUCGCCAAGUGGGACGAUUAG
Molecule: messenger RNA, 2493 nt
Organism: Anoplophora glabripennis (Asian longhorned beetle)
Lineage: Eukaryota; Metazoa; Arthropoda; Insecta; Coleoptera; Cerambycidae
Product: cationic amino acid transporter 2
Exons: 13
Coding region: 1-2493 (830 amino acids)
Biological process (GO): transmembrane transport; amino acid transport
Cellular component (GO): plasma membrane
Molecular function (GO): amino acid transmembrane transporter activity
Source: RefSeq, a predicted model, not a curated record